AACUUGUAAAGCCUUUUUGCAGCGAGAGACACGGCGUCCCUCGGAGUGGCAGCGCCGCCGCCGACGCCGACGCGGGGUUGAGCCGCCGCCGACGCCAGGAUGCGGGGUCUGACGCGGGCGGGAAAGCGCGCCGGCGAGAUGGCCUUGAACGCCGGCGGCGGAGCCAUCAACUGGUUCCCCGGCCACAUGGCUGCCGCCUCGCGCGCCAUCCGCGACCGCCUCAAGCUCGCCGACCUCGUCAUCGAGGUCCGCGACGCCCGCAUUCCGUUAUCCUCAGCGAACGAAGACCUUCAGCCGGUGCUUGCGGCCAAGAGGCGUAUCCUUGCUCUAAACAAGAAAGAUCUUGCGAAUCCCAAUAUAAUGAAUAUGUGGCUUGAUCAUUUUCAGUCACGUAAGCAAGAUUGCAUCUCAUUAAACGCACAUAGCAGCAACUCUAUUAAUCAGCUGCUUGGGCUUGUGGAGUUGAAACUAAGGGAAUCAAUCUUGAAAGAGCCCACACUUCUUGUUAUGGUGGUUGGUGUCCCCAAUGUUGGAAAGUCUGCACUCAUUAAUGCCAUUCAUAGAAUUGCCAAUUCUAGAUUUCCAGUGAACGAUAAGAUCAAGCGGGCUAGAGUUGGACCUCUGCCUGGAGUUACACAAGACAUUGCAGGAUAUAAGAUUGCAAGCCAACCGAGCAUUUACGUGCUUGAUACACCAGGUGUUCUAGUGCCAAGCAUUCCAGACAUGGAAACAGGUCUAAAGCUUGCUCUGACAGGAGCUGUCAAAGAUUCGGUGGUUGGAGAGGAGCGUAUAGCCAAAUAUCUAUUAUCUCUUCUUAAUAUUAGAAAAACUCCUCUACACUGGGAGCGAUUGCUUCACAGAAGAGAAGAAUUUGAUGAAGAGCCAGAUGACAGUUGUGAAAAAGGGUCUAGUGGUUCACUGCGGAGGAGGCGGCGUUUUAACAAUUCUGAUGCCUUGUAUGUUCAGGACCUGGUGAUAGAGGUCCAGAGAACCCUGUGCAGUACAGCCAUGGAAUUCACAGGCAAUCUCGAUGAAGAUAAUGAGCUGGAAAGUCUAAUUGACUCGCAGCUUGUUGCCCUUCGAAAGGUGUUCAGAAUACCCCACAAACCGCUUGAUGAUUCACAUGGCCCAGCAUCCAAGAAGUUAUUGACUCUUUUCAGAUCAGGGAAACUCGGCCCGUUCAUCCUCGAUGACCUUCCUGACCAGCACUAAGGGGAAAGAAGAUUCACUUGCCUUUGAAUGCCCAGGUGAUUGCAACCUUCCAGGAAUAGUUUUGCUAUGAGGUAAUGCGAUGUGUCACAGUGUUCAGUACUACUCAUAGAUAACUCGAAGCAGACAUGUGCCUUUCUGCGCAGAUUCCCUUGUAGGGCUUCUCCAUUUGCUGCUUAUCUGGUGGUGGGUUCUUUGCCUAUGUUGAUUGGCUGCCGUUUCUUGUUU
Messenger RNA from Hordeum vulgare subsp. vulgare (domesticated barley), 1437 nucleotides. Its product is annotated as short integuments 2, mitochondrial. Gene Ontology annotation, molecular function: GTPase activity; GTP binding. NCBI's taxonomy places the organism in Eukaryota, Viridiplantae, Streptophyta, Magnoliopsida, Poales, Poaceae. Bases 100 to 1212 code for a protein of 370 amino acids. The record is from RefSeq and is a predicted model, not a curated record. Gene Ontology annotation, cellular component: mitochondrion. The transcript is spliced from 8 exons.